AUGGUUUGCGGCGACAUCGUUAAAAGGCAGAGCCACAAACAACGUUCGCAGCGGAUCAAAAAAUCGUCUCACUGGCUUCGCUCUCACAAGACGAAAGCCUUUUAUUCGCUGAUGGAUAACUAUUUUAAUAAUUUGAAAUUUAACAAUUUAUGCUAUAGAGCACUAGAGAUGAACGUCGCCUUAGCGGUGCUCCGCGUUCAGGAAGGGCUCGAUUACACCGGCAUGAUAGGAGAUUUUGACAGCAUGGAGGAUUUCAGCAGUGGGAAACUAAAGUCGGAAGGAAUCGACAAUCCGUAAUACACCAAAAUUUUGGAAGGCAGCAUUGCCGUCUCGAAUAUGGCACCAUUCACUAAGUCGAUUAUAAUUUGUUGAUUCGAAAAAAAAAAAAUUAUCUAAUCAUCUUUAAGACCGUAGUUAUGAUUGAACAUGUUUCCAUAGUCGACGAGUCGAACACACACACAAAAUAUAAUUUUAAACGUAGAGAACCAAACACAUUCCACGUCACCUUCGAUUUGGGAAUCCUAUACACUAACCUAACCUCCAUUCUCCGUAAAUGAAAUGGUAUGUCAACAUGUCGUUCAGAAAAAACAAAACCCGGAAAAUGAAAAUAAAGAAAGAAGAAGAAUAAAUAUCAAACAUUAAACGGGUGGAUAGAAUUUAACAUAAAUACAAUGUCCGAGAAUUUACUCAAUUUACGGUUUAAUUAAUGCUUUUCAUAUUACAUUCUCUCAUUUCAGUAAAUAAAGUUUUACCUCCAGAUUUUGGAUGAUGAACAAAAACCCCACCGUCGUCGAGCAGAAGAAAUACCAAGCGUGUUUAUUUUAAAGGGAAAAUAAAAAAAAAUACUUACACGACAAUGAGGGGCGAUUAGAGUGAGACACGUUGUUUGGCACGCCCGGACGACACACGUGACAAACCAGCAAGUGAUCGAACAACCAAAAAGAUAACAACCGUCAAAUGUUCUUGCCUUGACACACGAACGAACCAGAAUCAGAUAUAAUCGUGAUAGAUUACAUAUAUAAUCUAUACCAUUAUAAGACGCAAACAGGAAUACAACAGUUGUUGCUCGGAGGAAUCUAUCUGCCACACGCUACCUCUUGCAUCUUCUUCUCUAACAAAGGGCGGAAGUUAAUGAGGGGGGAAAACAAAAGAAGAGUGACCACGCCAUAAUAAGCCAAGA
Messenger RNA from Daphnia pulex (common water flea), 1180 nucleotides. RefSeq lists its product as uncharacterized. Gene Ontology annotation, molecular function: transmembrane transporter activity. The transcript has 3 exons. Bases 1 to 297 code for a protein of 98 amino acids. Gene Ontology annotation, biological process: monoatomic ion transport. NCBI's taxonomy places the organism in Eukaryota, Metazoa, Arthropoda, Branchiopoda, Diplostraca, Daphniidae. Gene Ontology annotation, cellular component: membrane. The record is from RefSeq and is a predicted model, not a curated record.